AUGUAUGGCGAUUUCAUGGCCGAGUACUUGAACCUUGGCCACAUGGAGCGUAUUCCAGACGACGAGGUGAACGUUGCACCCGAGAAAAGCUUCUACCUCCCACAUCACGGUGUCAUGCGGCAGGAAAGCGUCACCACCAAGUUGCGAGUCGUUUUCGACGGCUCUUGUCGAUCGUUGACUGGAAUAUCGUUGAAUGAGAAGCUGCUGAUCGGACCCAACGUCACUGAGGACCUGCCUGUCGUGCUGACCCGUUUUCGAAGUUACGCUUUCGCCUUCAUGGCGGACGCGGAAAAAAUGUACCGGCAGGUGAAGAUACAUCGAGACGACGUCGACUACCAGCGUAUCGUAUGGAGAGCGGACCCCGAUAAGCCCAUCGAAUACUACCGAUUGCUGACAGUAACAUACGGGACUUCUUGUGCGCCGUUUCUAGCCAUUGAGUCGUUGCGACAAGCCGCCCGUGAUUCUCGUACGCAGUAUCCAAAUGCAGCAGAUCGUGUGCUGAAAAACUUUUAUGUAGACGAUUUUCUUUCUGGCGCUGCCACAUUGGAGGACGCACUCGAAUUGAAGGAGGACAUCGUUCAGGUUACAUCGGGUGCAGGUUUUCAUCUCCGGAAAUGGUCGGCAAACGAUCCACGGCUGUUGGAGGAGGAUGCAAGCGAUGCCGAAGCGUCAGUUCCUGUGCAUCUUCAUCCAGAAGCGGAUUCCGUGAAAGCACUGGGUAUACACUGGUACCCAGUCACCGACUCGUUUGGGUACCGGGUGAAUUUUGACAUCGACAAGCCAAACACGAAGCGCCAACUCCUAUCGGAUUCAGCCCGACUUUUCGAUCCUUUGGGUUGGAUCUCGCCGAUAAUUGUUCGCAUCAAGAUCCUGUACCAAACACUGUGGCUGCAGGACUUGCAAUGGGAUGAUCCGUUGCCGGCUGCGAUCAAUCAGGAAUGGAACAAAAUCAAGACAAGCUUGGCAUCAAUCGAGGAUAUCCGGAUUCCAAGAUGGAUCGUGAAUCAUCUGGGAGCAGUGCAGCUGCACGGCUUCGCCGACGCGUCAGAGUCGGCCUAUGCAGCAGUCGCUAGAUCCAAGGACAGGGACGGCAAUGUGUGCAUUUCGCUGGUCGCAAGCAAAACCAAGGUGGCUCCAAUCCAGCAAGUGUCACUUCCCCGGCUCGAGUUGAAUGCAGCCGCCCUUCUUGUGGAGCUUAUGAAGCAGAUUCUUGAAUCGUUGGACCACUUGGAUGUGACAUGCUACGCGUGGACGGAUUCUACUGUUGUGCUUGGGUGGCUGGCAUCCCAUCCGAAGAAAUGGAAGACUUUUGUGGCAAAUCGGACCUCAGCGAUUUUGGAUUUCUUGCCACGAAGUUCCUGGCACCACAUUUCAUCAAGCGAAAAUCCGGCGGAUUGUGCAUCUCGAGGUGUGCUGCCAACGGAGCUGGUUGACCACAAGCUGUGGUGGACUGGCCCAUCUCUCCUGUACAGCACAGAGGACACCUGGAAAGAAAGCGCUGAAUCGAUCCCAUUUGAAGAAGACGUGACGGAGCAACGGAAGGUGGUCGCUGCAGCUACGGUUGCGACGAAACCUGCAUCGAACUACGAAGUUGAAGAGUAUCUCCUGAAACGAAACGGGUUACUGAAGGUUUCUCAACGAGUGUUGGCGUGGGUUAUCAGAUUCAAGGCCAACUUACUAUCGAAGCUGCGUGGCACCGAAAAGACUUCUGGACAACUGAAGGCAGUGGAAGUGUAUGAAGCCAAUCUACAAUUGGCUCGCUUCGCUCAGCGUGAGGUGUUUGGCGAGGACAUGAAACAUCUUCGAAAGGGUCUACCACUCUCAGCAAAGAGCCAAAUCAAGUCGCUUUUCCCGUUCAUCGAUGGGGAUGGAACAUUGCGUGUCGGGGGAAGGUUGCAAAACUCGGAGCUAGCAUUCAACUUGAAGCAUCCGGUUAUUCUUCCCAAGUCGCAUCGUUACACACACCUGUUGAUAUCGAUGUUGCACCAACAAAAUCUGCACGCUGGUCCUACUUUGCUCAUCGCGACGCUGAACCAACUCUACUGGGUGAUCGGCUGCCAAUCAGUGGUGCGGUCGGUGGUAAACAGCUGCGUUCGCUGUGCACGCUGGAAGGCCAAAACAGCAAGUCAACUGAUGGGGAGUUUGCCUGCGGUGCGAACUACUAGUGGCCGAGCUUUCGAAAACGUCGGUGUUGAUUAUGCUGGACCUGUCAUAAUAAAAGCCAGCUUACUGCGAUCCGUUAAAACCGUGAAGAGCUACAUAGCAGUUUUUGUAUGCCUCGCAACAAAAGCUGUUCAUUUGGAGGCUGCCACAGAUUUAUCAGCGAACACGUUCAUCGCAGCUUUGAAACGUUUCUGUGCCCGACGUGGUUUGCCCAAUCAACUGUGGUCAGAUAAUGGCACGAAUUUUGUUGGCGCCGAUCGCCAACUCAAGGAACUUCUGGCUUCAGCAACGUUCAACUCCGAAGUGAAUCAGCACCUGAACAAUUUGGGAAUACAGUGGAACUUUAUUACGCCAUCCGCCCCCCACAUGGGCAGUAUUUGGGAAGGAGCAGUAAAAAGCAUGAAGAAACAUCUGCGCGUCGUGCUGGGAACCGCCGUGUUGAACUUCGAGGAACUGUCAACUCUAUUAACGCAGAUUGAAGCAUGCUUGAAUUCACGGCCGCUGUGUGCCCUUUCCAGCUCCGUGGAUUCGUGUGAAGCCUUAACACCAGGACACUUUAUCAUCGGACAGCCACUGAACCUGGUGCCAGAACCAGGUGUAUCCGAUGUACCAACGAAUCGCCUCGACAGAUAUCGUCAGCUACGGAAGAUGACCGAAGACUUUUGGGAACGCUUCAGGACGGAGUAUAUUGCAACGCUUCAGCCCAGGACGAAAUGGCAGAAGAUCGGAGAUAACCUGAGGAUUGGAGAUCUUGUUCUGGUUAAGAAUGAUAAUACGCCACCGGCCCAUUGGGAACUUGCUCGGGUGGUAGCUACUCAUCCGGAUCGGAGCGGUAUCGUUCGGAACGUGAGCCUGCAGCGAGGCGAAACCAUCUAUCAAAGACCCAUCCAUAAGCUGGUAGUUCUUCCUACUGAUUGA
Messenger RNA from Aedes albopictus (Asian tiger mosquito), 3081 nucleotides. RefSeq lists its product as uncharacterized. Gene Ontology annotation, molecular function: nucleic acid binding. The record is from RefSeq and is a predicted model, not a curated record. NCBI's taxonomy places the organism in Eukaryota, Metazoa, Arthropoda, Insecta, Diptera, Culicidae. Gene Ontology annotation, biological process: DNA integration. The transcript has a single exon. The coding region runs from base 1 to 3081 and encodes 1026 amino acids.